Humulus lupulus (European hop) is the source of this 1868-nucleotide messenger RNA. RefSeq names its product solanesyl diphosphate synthase 2, chloroplastic-like. Gene Ontology annotation, biological process: plastoquinone biosynthetic process; isoprenoid biosynthetic process. The transcript is spliced from 6 exons. Gene Ontology annotation, molecular function: prenyltransferase activity. NCBI's taxonomy places the organism in Eukaryota, Viridiplantae, Streptophyta, Magnoliopsida, Rosales, Cannabaceae. Bases 313 to 1572 code for a protein of 419 amino acids. Gene Ontology annotation, cellular component: chloroplast. The record is from RefSeq and is a predicted model, not a curated record.
CUCACCUCUCUGUCUCUCUCUCUCUCUACAAUUACAAAUGAUAAGGAGCCAAAGAAAAAUUAUGUGGGCUACUUGGAUCCACUCAAUCGCAACUCCAACAUGUGUUCUAUGUUAAAAAGCGAAAGCUUCUAAGCCAAUGAACUAUUUUAUGAAAGUUCAUUAAUUUUCUCAAGUUCUCUUCAUUACCCAUUUGUCUUCUUCUGAUUCCUUUCUUGUUGGCGUUUGGUUCCUGAGAGUUUGAGCAGAAUUUACAUUUGGGUUUUUGAUUUCAGAGUGUUUUCUGACGAUUUCAGUUUCUGGGUCUUGCUUACAAUGAUGUCUACAUACCAUAAUCUUGAUUUGGGGAGGACUGUUUUGGAUUUGGUUGCUUGUGGCUGUUCUUCCAGCUCUUCAUUCGACAGGUCUUCUGUCAGAAAUUACUCAAAGGUGAUUUCUAAGGGAAGUGGUAGAGUUUAUGGAGUUCGGAGAUUGGUUACCACUCGUCGGGACCGGACUCUUUGUCGAGUCUCUUCUAUGAAAACAGUUGAGCCUCUGCUUAAUGAUGCUACUCAAGGUCCUCCGCGAGUUUUGAAUUUGGAGGAGCCAAAAAAGUCGAUUUCCUUAACAAAUUUGUUUGAAGUGGUUGCUGAUGACCUCCUGACUUUGAACCGUAAUCUUCAGUCGGUUGUUGGAUCAGAAAACCCAGUUCUGAUGUCUGCUGCUGAGCAAAUAUUUGGUGCUGGUGGGAAGAGGAUGAGACCAGCUUUGGUGUUUUUAGUUUCAAGAGCAACAGCAGAACUAGCUGGGCUGAAGGAACUUACCACAGAGCAUAGGCGUUUGGCAGAGAUUAUUGAGAUGAUACAUACAGCUAGCUUGAUACAUGAUGAUGUGUUGGAUGACAGUGACAUGCGUAGAGGGAAGGAAACUGUUCAUCAAUUGUAUGGUACAAGAGUGGCAGUACUUGCGGGAGACUUCAUGUUUGCUCAGUCAUCGUGGUAUCUUGCAAAUCUUGAAAACCUUGAGGUCAUUAAGCUUAUCAGCCAGGUAAUUAAAGAUUUUGCAAGUGGAGAAAUAAAGCAAGCAUCUAGCUUGUUUGAUUGUGAUGUCAAACUUGAGGAGUACUUGAUCAAGAGCUACUACAAAACAGCCUCCUUAAUUGCUUCUAGUACCAAAGGAGCUGCAAUUUUUAGUGGGGUUGACACCUAUAUAGCUGAGAAAAUGUACGAAUAUGGUAGGAAUCUCGGUCUGUCCUUCCAAGUUGUUGAUGAUAUAUUGGACUUUACACAGUCAGCAGAGCAACUGGGGAAGCCGGCUGGCAGUGAUCUGGCGAAAGGGAACCUUACAGCGCCUGUAAUUUUCGCACUUGAGAAAGAGCCAAAACUUAGAGAUAUCAUCGAGUCGGAGUUCAGUGAGACUGGUUCUCUUGAUGAAGCCAUUGAGUUAGUCAAGAGUUGUGGUGGCAUUGAGAAGGCACAGGAGUUGGCAAAAGAAAAGGCUGAUGCUGCGAUCCAAAAUCUGCAAUGUCUUCCUCAGAGCUCUUUUCGAAGAGCUCUGGAGGACAUGGUGAUGUUUAAUCUUGAACGGAUUGACUGACUUAGCCAAAUUUCAAACCUACAUGCUCUGGUGGGAAAUCCAUUUUAUAGAAAAGAAACUCCUCUGGCUCUGGGGACAAGUAUCAGUGAGUCUUCUUCUGCUGCUGAUGACAAGCUGCUUGUGACUGGUUGUACAUUCAUAGAAAGGGGUAGCUCAUUAUAUUGUUUACCCAAAUUACAUUUUUGUUGCAGAAUUGGUAACCAAAAAAAAAGGGAAAAUAAUAAUAAUUAUUAUUAAAAUUCUUGUAGAAUAAAUCUCCAAGGUAAUAAUUUUGAGCCAUUUUAUUGAUCCAUAAA